This is a messenger RNA of Pectinophora gossypiella (pink bollworm), 1610 nucleotides long. Its product is annotated as protein FAM166B-like. The transcript is spliced from 6 exons. The coding region runs from base 282 to 1037 and encodes 251 amino acids. Lineage: Eukaryota; Metazoa; Arthropoda; Insecta; Lepidoptera; Gelechiidae. The record is from RefSeq and is a predicted model, not a curated record.
GCGCGCAGUCCCCUAGAAGCAACGCCGCGUGCCCUUACCACAAAUAGGUACUUUCGUCGCUAGUUACAAAACAAAUCUCGCGGCGGCUAAACGCUGCGCAUUCCCCGCGCCAUGGUUUGUUUACGUCCAUAAAAAAAAUAAAGUUUAAAAAGUUAAUUUUGACAGAGAAUGUGGGUUGACGUUAGUGGGCGGGAAAGACACGGCUAUAUGACGCAAACCAACGGAUCUUUCAUACCCGGGUGUGUGGCGUAGGAUACCAAGCGACUAACCUAGUGCGGACUAUGUCUAUAUACUUAAUUACUAAGAUUUCUCUUUUGCCGAUGACAACGCUCCAUUAUUCCAAAUCAAGCAGGUACACUGGUCACUGCCCCCUGCUGAAGUUUCGUUAUGGCAAAUGUUACGGAGACAACACGAGGCAGAUAUUGAGAGAGAUACGCUCGAAGGGAUUGUUCAAUAAACCACUAGAGUACCGUCCGCGGGAUAAUUACGAGCUGGACAACAUGCCAAGGUACGACGCGCCUCAGCGGGACGUAUAUGAGGGGACACGGCACCGGCAGCCGGUCUACAUGACUGGCUACACUGGAUACGUGCCUGGUAUGAACUUCAGGUACGGAAAAUCCUACGGGCGAGCAGCAGACGAUUGCAUGGCAGACUUCUCAGAGCAUCAGCGGGAACUGCGUCGCAAGGCUGACUUGAAUAAGAGCUACAUACGGUCUAGGAGCGCGCCCAAGAUGGAGACCAUACACUCCCGGGACGAGAUACGAAGAGAUCUCAGUAGGUUUAGAGAGAUCAACAAGUACAAAGAAAACACAAUCUCACCGGAAUUUCCGCCAAUAGCAGGGUACACCGGUCACAUUCCUCGCAUCAAGGGGUCUGAAGCAUCACUGAGUCAGCGUUACCACUGCGCUGCUAAACGAGGUUUGGAGCUUAUAAGGAUGGAACGAGAUAGACGGGACGAGCUGUUGAAUGCCGACAUCAACGUCAAAACAGUAUUAAGAGACAAGGAGAAGAAAUAUUCGUAUUGCAACUGGGGAUAGCAUACAGGCAGAAAGAUGUUCUUUAACAAAUGUAGGUGAACAUCUUUCUGGAAAAGAUACAUCAAGAAAAAGCAGUAUUCAUACGGAAUUGACUCAUUGCAAAGUAUUACGGACAGCGGUCCAUUAUCUAGGCAAACGUGAAAAUGAAACUAGGUAAUAAUUGAAUUUAACAGAAAGCUAGCUAAAUAUAUUAUUCAUAUGUACACUUGUUAAUAUGCAAGAUUUUCACCGCAAUUUUGAGGCACAAUACAAUAACGCAAAGGUUCUUUAAAUAUAAAGUGAUUCAUAGAUUAUUAUAAAUGUUAAAUGAACACACUAUACAUCAAUAUGUGUAUUUUUUAGUCAAGAUAUAUAAGUAUUGUAUAAAGUUAUUUUAAAAAAAGGUAUUCAGAGAAUAUACUGGAUAUAUUCCCAAUUUAGUAAUGCCAUACCUCCAACAGUUCAAUAUUAAAUGUAUAUUUACGUAAUUGUAAAUACUGCAUUGAAACGUGACACGUAAGAUAUUAGAGUAAUAUAUUUUGUUCUUAUAUAUAUUUUAAGUAUAGAAAAUAAAAAGUAAGUGUAACUGGAUAA